AUGCUGUCCAAGGCGUUGGGCAAGGCCAAUACUGCCGUUCAGCUCGAUAAUGCUCAAAACUACGAAGGCGCCAGAGAGGCAUAUGUGGAAGCAUGCGAGCUUCUGCACCUCGUACUAGCGAGAACGACAGGCGAGGAGGACAGGAAGAAGUUGGAAGCAAUCCGUGGCACGUACACAAGUCGCAUAACCGAGCUUGAAAGCCUGCUGCCUUCGAGACCGAUAGAAAAGCGCCUGCCGGCACGACCACAAAGUAUUGAACGGGUAGACAGCCCGGAAGAUAUGACUGCCUACGAUGACCCCGAUGACCCGAUCAUCAUCGAAACCGCCACAGUACUUGUGCGUGAGGACGCGCAGGCAGCUCUGCCCCCACCUGCAGGCCUUGCGCCAAGUCCUAUCCCCUCUGACUCUAGCCGAUCAAUAAGCCAUACCACUUUGUCACCUGGCCCGGGACAUAUGAAUGGACCGAGCUCACCAUUACAAUCGUCCUUCUCGGUCCGCAGACCUUUUGGCGGAAACUCACUUGCAAUCCCUCGUGGUGAUGUCAUGCCGGCACCACUAUCGCCCCGCAGAGUGCCGUCACCGUUCAAGCCUCCAAGCCCGGAGCCGAUUGUGCGACAAGACUUUUCUCUGCCGUCCGAUCGGCUUGCUGCAACUACAUACACCAAGCCUACGCACACCAGGAACCCCAGCCACGAGUCAGUAUCAUGGUUGGACCCGAUUGACGAGAGCGGCGGAUCUGCCUGUUCGUCCGUCCACUCCAGGACGUCAUCACUGGGCAUCCGGCGGAAACACAUUCGUGGAGUGAGCGGAGCCACUGAAGCCGAGUUUGAUGCGGCCCUCGACGCGGCAGUCGAGGCAGCUUAUGACGACGGCUACGAGCCCGCAGACUCCGAUGCAUAUCAUGAUACAGACCCCGAAGAUGUUGUAGCGAACGCCAUGCGCAGAGUCGAACUUGCAAAGAAGAGGGUCCGGCAGACCGAGCGCGAGGCAGGCAUCGAGUCGGAGCGUGACUGGGAUAAGCAACAGCCAUACAUGGCACUUGAGCGCGAUUCCAUGACUUUCGGAGAGCUGUACAAUGGCAGUGACUCUGAAGAGGAGGAGCGCAUGCUGGACGAGAUGACCAGAGAUUACACCAUGGGCGACUUCUCAUUCUCCUCCAGGGAUAAGCAACAGUCGAGAGUCACGAGAGAAUCCAAUUCAAGCGGCGUGACGAGUCGCACGUGGAACACGUCGUCCAUGGGAUCCAAUGCGCCCACGGCUACGUCGGGGCUGUCGACGGUCAACGAGAACUCACAGGGCUCCAUGAACAUGUCACCGCCGACACUACCUCCUAUCGGAGCACUUCCGCAGAUUCCUUCGCCCCAGUCGAAAGGUGCCUCGGGUAGUGUUCGGGCCCGAAGAUUGUCUGGACAGGGUGCGAAGCAGCUCAAGAUUGAGACUGCAAAGUUGGGUUCCCCUCCACGGAUGCCACCUCCAGAUAUGCCUGCAUCGGCAAUACAAGCCAAGAGUGGUGGCUAUAUCGCUCAACAGCGCCAGAACCUUUCGAGCUCCGCUGGAGGCAGAGCUGCAAACUUCUCACUCCGAACACCCUCAUCACCAGUGCGGACAGCAAGUCCAGCAGGUGCGAUGGUCCCUCCUCCCACACCACCGCCUCCGCCGCCAAACUUUUCCGCAUACGAGCACGACGAGCGGGCCGACUCGCCCUCCUCGAUGGCACCCAACCUGCGCACCAACUUCUCGUCAUCGAGUCUGAAAUCCCUCAGGCAGCGCCAGAUGUCUGUUACGGGCUUCGAGGAAGCAGACCUGUCACCAAACACACCCCUGAGCACAACAAUGACAAACAAUUCUCUGACAAGGCAAACCUCCAUACCUGCAGUCCCGCCUACGCCCAUGGGACUAGGGUUUAAUGGCAAGAGCGGGUUUGGUGGCAUGCAGCUAUUCGAGUCUGAUUUCCACCUUGCAUCACCGACGACGUCAACUCAUAUGCAGCGCACCUCCAAGGAGCAGUCAGACGACAUCCCGCUUGCGCUCGAGCCCUGCCCAUCAGACGUGAUGCUCAGGCCAUUCUGGUUGAUGCGUGCGCUGUACCAGACCCUAGCCCACCCGCGCGGGGGCUAUGUUACCAACAGGCUGUUCGUUCCCAGGGACGCGUGGAAGGUCAAGGGCGUGAAGCUGCGGAACAUUGAGGAAAAGUGCUCGCAGUGCGAUCUGCUGACUGCGGCCCUAUCAAAGCUAGCGUUAGUGGACAGCAACGAUGCCGACGCCGUUCUCGAAGAGAUGCAGAGUCUCGAGGGCGUACUCGAGACGGUGCAGCAGAACCUUAUCAAGAAGCUGGGCAACGAAGUCGGCACCCAAGGCGUGACGUCGUUGGGCGGCGAGAAGGACGGCGAAAGCGCGCCUCCAGUCCCACGCAGCGCCAGUGUCAGCGGUAAAGGCGGCGCCUUCAGCUGGCGCCGGCUCCGGAGCAAGAACUCGGCAGCCAACCUGACGAGCGCAUACGGCGGCAAGAGCAGCAGUGGCGGUAGCGGCACUUCGGUGCCGGAGCACAAGGAGGUGACGAGUGGGAGCUUCGGGGCCGGUACGCUACCUAGCCUGCCGAUGGUUGCGCAGCCGAUGAGCCGGCCGGCGAAGCGGGAUGUGCUGUCUGUCAAGUUUGACGGGCCGUUUGCUGGGUACAUGGCCAGCUUGGCGCGGUUGUUUGACGCUGCACAGACAGUUGAUCAAAUUGCCCGCCAAGUGGACGACCCUGGCUUGCGCCACGCCGACAAGACGCAGGUUGGGCUGGAGCUGUGCACGCGCCACGCCGCCGAGUUCUUCAGCUUCUACAUCUGCCGAUUUGUGCUUACAGACCUGGGGAUGCUGCUUGACAAGUUUGUCAAGCGGGGAAGCGAGUGGGUAUUGACAUGA
Microdochium trichocladiopsis is the source of this 2907-nucleotide messenger RNA. RefSeq lists its product as uncharacterized. Lineage: Eukaryota; Fungi; Ascomycota; Sordariomycetes; Xylariales; Microdochiaceae. Bases 1 to 2907 code for a protein of 968 amino acids. The record is from RefSeq and is a predicted model, not a curated record. The transcript is spliced from 3 exons.